AUGGCUGACUCAGACGCCAGCGCGGACACAGAUGCGUCCAUUGGGCGCAAGAGGACUGCUCCGCGUCCUCCGUUGGCGGGCUCUACUGGCUCGGAAACGGAGACGGAUGAGCGAGUCCGCGCCAAGGAGAACAAGGCGCGUAGGGGUAGGCCCAUUGGGUCAGGGAGUGGCACGGUUCUUACCCGGGCGCGCGCGGAUCUGCGCAGGAUGGAGGCUGAGGCCAGGGAGGCGGAAUUUGAGCGCGCGCUUGAGGCGCGCGCUUUUCGUAAAAAGACGGGCAAGGCAGACAAGGCAGUCUUUGAGUUUGGCUCAGACCUGUCUGCCCCUGAGAGCCGGGAGGAUGCAAACGCUGCUAUGGAUGUGCAGGGCCUGCGGGCAGAGGCAGGGCGAAAGCUGUCUCACUGCUGGGCCUCCUUUCAAUAUGAGGGGUCUCUAUCAGAUCAAGGUAUCAAUACACUUGGUUUCCAGAUGAGCGCGUUAACGCUUGGCUGCCACAACCAU
This is a messenger RNA of Brenthis ino (lesser marbled fritillary), 501 nucleotides long. NCBI's taxonomy places the organism in Eukaryota, Metazoa, Arthropoda, Insecta, Lepidoptera, Nymphalidae. The record is from the annotation of a GenBank genome assembly.